Molecule: messenger RNA, 2754 nt
Organism: Patiria miniata (bat star)
Lineage: Eukaryota; Metazoa; Echinodermata; Asteroidea; Valvatida; Asterinidae
Product: epidermal retinol dehydrogenase 2-like
Exons: 6
Coding region: 490-1392 (300 amino acids)
Cellular component (GO): lipid droplet
Molecular function (GO): oxidoreductase activity, acting on the CH-OH group of donors, NAD or NADP as acceptor
Source: RefSeq, a predicted model, not a curated record
GUCUGAAAAAAAAAACGACAAUAGAAGGAAACCAGCAAGCGCAUACACUUGGAAAAAUACGAUAUCUUGUAAAAGUUCUAUUGAAUUAUUCUGUCGAGGUUAGUCAGACUAUAGCUUAAGCGACGUCAUUGUAUUGUGCAAGGUCAUAGAUGCUAGCAAGCGAUAAUACAAUGAUACGUGCCGUUAUUACGUUAUAGAUUUCAAGUUCCACACUCCUAGUCUGUGCACUGUUUGACGAUAGAUAACCAAGGAGCGGAUAAGUGGGGCGGACGUGAGCCUUGAAACGAGGCUAUGUUUGACCUCGUCAACCCUGAACUUGGGACUUUCCAGAAGUGGUGUACAAACAGUACAGACGCAGCCUAUUUAAAGUCAAGUGGUGCAACUGUACGCUGACAAAGAAACCUGUGCUGUAUUUAUACACUGCACUGUGAGAGCUGCUGUUUUGAAGAACUCAAUCUCCGACCAUUACCCGUAAAAAACGACCGCGCCAUGGCUUUCUUCCGAGCCGUCUGGAAUCUCCUCCUCGCCCUCUGGUACGUCCUGAGGGCCAUGGCCAUGUUCUGCAUUCCGCGGAGCUGGCGCAAACGCAAGGACGUGCUGGGGGAAAUCGUGCUCGUCACCGGCGCGGGCAGCGGCAUGGGCCGCCUGAUGGCGAUCGACUUCGCCAAACGGAACGCUUGCGUCGUCCUGUGGGACGUCAACAAGUCAGGGAACGAGGAAACGAUGCGUAUGAUCCAGGCCUUUGACGGGAACGUAUCUGCGUACACGGUGGACGUGACGAACGCUGACGACGUGUACAAGGUUGCGGCCAAGGUCAAAGGUGACAUUGGUGACGUCACCAUUCUGGUUAACAACGCGGGCGUGGUGACUGGCAAGCCACUACUGGACUGUCCCGAUCACAUGAUCAAAAGGACCAUGGACGUCAAUGCUACGUCACACUUCUGGAUUUUGAAGGCCUUUCUGCCGGCCAUGAUGGCCAGCAACCGAGGCCACAUCGUCACCAUCGCCAGCCUGGCCGGUUUCUUCCCGGUCAACAAACUGGUGGAUUACUGCGCCAGUAAGUUCGCCGCCGUGGGACUGCACAAAACCCUCCGCCUGGAACUACUUCUGCAGGGCUACGAUGGUAUAAACAUGACGCUGGUCUGCCCGACUUUCGUCAGCACGGGGAUGUUUCAGGGAGUCAAAGCAAAUCUUGCGUCUCCCGAGUACGUGGUCGCGAAGAUCAUGGACUCCGUUCUUCUCAAUGAGGGGCUCCUGUGCGUACCUGGUUAUGCGUACCUCCUGAUACUGCUUUCGUUUGUUAUACCAGAGAAGCUUGCUCUGUUGAACACGCGUACCAGCGGUCUGGGUGCAAGCAUGGAUACCUUCACCGGGCGCAACAAGAACGAAUGAGAUGGAACCAGACUAGUGACGUCAUCAUGUCGACAAUAGUGCCACCACGCGUCUGAAAUGAUUCGCUGUAACGUCUUCGGGCAAUCCCUGCUAUAGUAAAAAUCAUGACAAUAAUAUUUACGGACUAGUUGUACAACAAAACAAUAUUAUAAAAUAGGAAUUUACUCCAGAGUUUAAUGUUUUUGUUUUCAUUUUAUAAGAUUGGAUUAAAAUUCCAAAUUAUAUUACAAGUAAAGCUGAAAUGAAACGAUAUUUUUGUUCACAUUGAGACCACAGCCCACUGUUAUACUGUUAUUCAAAAAAGUCAAUGAAAAUACAUUUUACACUGGAGCAUAUUAUUUUGUAGUUAACAUCCAUUCCUCUGAAAUGUAUGAAAACUAUAUGAGACAUCCCUUUUUGGUAAAAUGUUUUGCAAAGUGCACUUUUAUUUUUAAAGAUUUUAAAAUGUUUCAUGCAUUUCCUGACAACUGGGGGCGCUGUUGCUGUGAUGUCACUAUAGGAACACCCCCUUCAAAUUGGGGUUCUUCUCUUCAAGUUUUUUAGUGCAUUUAGUGCAUAAUUAUUGUGUUGCUGUCAUACACUGAAUCAACAAUGAACUGCUGGAAGUAGAAAAAUGACCACAGCAGACCCCUAAAAAUCUGGUGAUUUUUCUAUGCUGAAGCAGAUGCGAAAGUGGAGUUUCUGCCUUGAAUGACGUCACAGUUUUGCAAAAGAAUAUGGAAAUUUGCAUAAGCAUAAACAUCAAAAAGGCACCAAACUUUGCUUGAAAAUGGCAAUAUGAAGAUUAAAAAAUGAAAUAACUUAAAUGGAACUCAAAGGUACAUUUCAAGGAUUACAUUAAACAAAAAUGCCAUUACUUGGGCCCUUUAAUGGAGUAAAAUAUAACCGUCAUCAAGUGUUAAGGUUUUGUGAAUUCUGAAAUGUGUUUUAUAUAGGAAAGGUAAACACUAGUUUGUUUGACAUGAUAACUGAAAUCUCUUUCAUACUUGUCUAUUAUUCAUGUGGCUGCAGUGAUACUGUGCUGUAAUGGGCAGUAGGAGGGCAAAACUAGGACGUAGGAGGAAAAGUAAGUCUUGAAAGAAAAAUUGUGAUGAACAAGUUUCAACAUUUAAGUAUUUGCAUAUAAUAGUGUGAAGACUAGCCGUUAUAACGCCCCAGCGGAUUCAUCUUUUAGAUAAAAUUUGAUUUGGAAAAAAUACAUAGAUAGCUAAUUCGCCGUAUACAAUAUCUGAUGAGUGGAAAGUUUAUACAAUGUAUAACCUAGUCAGUGUUACCGAUCUGAGCUAUAUAGCUCCCCAUACACCUCUUUGAAAGUUUAGGAUAUAUUAAAGAUGUUGAACUUGAUUAAUGCAUGCAUAUGAA